AUGUCACUUGCACACACAGCUGCAGAGUACAUGCUCUCGGAUGCCCUGCUGCCUGACCGCAGGAGCCCCCGCCUCAAAGGACUGCGCCUGGAACUGCCCCUGGACCGGAUAGUCAAGUUCGUAUCUGUGGGCUCCCCCUUGUUGCUGAUGUCCCUGGCAUUCGCCCAGGAGUUCUCCUCUGGGUCUCCAAUCAGUUGCUUCUCUCCCAGUAACUUCAGCAUCCGGCAGGCAGCCUACGUGGACAGCUCCUGCUGGGACUCACUGGUUCACCAUGAGCAGGACGGGCCUAGUCAGGACAAGAUGAAAUCUCUCUGGCCCCACAAGGCCCUCCCCUACUCCCUGCUGGCCCUGGCCUUGCUCAUGUACCUGCCGGUGCUGCUGUGGCAGUAUGCAGCUGUGCCAGCCCUCAGCUCCGAUCUGCUGUUCAUCAUCAGCGAACUGGACAAAUCCUAUAAUCGCUCCAUCCGCCUGGUGCAGCACAUGCUGAAGAUCCGGCAGAAGAGCUCUGACCCCUAUGUGUUCUGGGAUGAGUUGGAGAAGGCUCGGAAAGAACGAUACUUUGAAUUCCCUUUGCUAGAGCGGUACCUGGCAUGUAAGCAGCGUUCACAUUCACUAGUGGCUACCUACCUCCUGAGGAACUCCCUCUUACUCCUCUUCACCUCCGCAACUUACCUAUACCUUGGUCAUUUCCAUCUGGAUGUCUUUUUCCAGGAAGAAUUCAGCUGCUCCAUCAAGACAGGGCUGCUAAGUGAUGAGACCCAUGUCCCCAAUCUCAUCACAUGCAGGCUGACAUCGCUGUCCAUUUUCCGGAUUGUUAGCCUCUCCAGUGUAGCAAUAUACACCAUAUUGGUUCCAGUGAUCAUAUACAACCUCACACGGCUAUGUCGAUGGGACAAACGACUCUUAUCUGUCUAUGAGAUGCUCCCAGCUUUUGAUCUCCUCAGCAGAAAGAUGCUAGGGUGUCCCAUCAAUGACCUCAAUGUGAUCCUUCUUUUUCUCCGAGCUAACAUCUCUGAGCUCAUCUCUUUUAGCUGGCUGAGUGUCUUAUGUGUGUUAAAGGAUACGACCACCCAGAAGCACAAUAUUGACACAGUAGUUGAUUUUAUGACUUUAUUGGCUGGCUUAGAACCCUCAAAACCCAAAUAUCUCACCAACCCAGCAUGUGAUGAACACCCAUAG
Messenger RNA from Rhinopithecus roxellana (golden snub-nosed monkey), 1179 nucleotides. It is a transcript of the gene PANX3, whose product is annotated as pannexin 3. The record is from RefSeq and is a predicted model, not a curated record. Gene Ontology annotation, biological process: positive regulation of interleukin-1 production; monoatomic cation transport. Gene Ontology annotation, molecular function: channel activity. Lineage: Eukaryota; Metazoa; Chordata; Mammalia; Primates; Cercopithecidae.